Physeter macrocephalus (sperm whale) is the source of this 3219-nucleotide messenger RNA. It is a transcript of the gene DNAAF3, whose product is annotated as dynein axonemal assembly factor 3. Lineage: Eukaryota; Metazoa; Chordata; Mammalia; Artiodactyla; Physeteridae. Gene Ontology annotation, biological process: motile cilium assembly; axonemal dynein complex assembly. Bases 577 to 2145 code for a protein of 522 amino acids. The transcript has 11 exons. The record is from RefSeq and is a predicted model, not a curated record.
AGGGCCAGUGCUAGCUGGCCCCACUACUUCGCUCUGUUUUUCUCACCUGGAGAGAAGCCCUGUGUGAUAGAGCCAGGGUGUGAGGGGAAAUGGGGACACAGAGGUCUAUAGUUUAUGGUCUAAGCCACCUCAGUUUAAUUUGGGUUUAUCAAGAUUCUGUUCCGUUCUGUCUAAAUCCGAAUCGGCCCAGGCCUCCAGCUUCCGGAAAUUUGGAUCGCCCCCAGCUCCGCCCCAGCCUCUUCCGGCCCCGCCCCUCCCUUCCAGCGCCGUCGUCAUGACAACCGCGUCCGCUCGCCCACCACGCCCACAAACCCUUAGCGCUCCCAUUGGCUAAAAGUUUGCAACCGGCAGGUCUCCCUCGCUCUCAUUGGUCAGUUGAUAGCGGCAGUGCCAGCCCGCACACUCUUAUUGGCCGACUGAUUGAAAAGGGCGGGGACUAUGGGCAGCAGUUGUGUAGGGGCCUUCGGAUCCCAGCGCCGCACCGAGAGGGGAGGGAGGGGACGUCUCGGGUUAUUUGGAAGGAUAAAGGUGAGGGGGGUGUGAAAGGGGCGAGAAGGCAGCGGAGGUGAGAGGGGAAUGGGUGGGCAAUGCAGACACGAUAUUUGGGGAUUCCCGGGUUGUUUGUCCCGCAGGGCGAUGACCACACCAGCGGGCUCGGGCACUGGCUUCGGCUCUGUGUCCUGGUGGGGCCUGUCCCCGGCGGUUGACCUGCAGGCUGAGAGUCCUCCUGUGGACCCAGACUCACAGGCCGAUACAGAGCACGGGACCCCCGAGCUAAAUGUGCUGCUGUUGGGCUCCGUGGAUGGGCGACACCUGCUACGGACCCUGGCCCGGGCGGCUCUCUGGCCUCGAAGGAGGUUCCGUUUUUAUGUGCUGGAGAAUAAUAUGGAAGCUGUAGCCCGACACAUGCUGAUUUUCAGCCUAGCCCUGGAGGAUCCUGAGAAGAUGGGGUUGCAAGAGAGGAGCGAGGCCUUCCUGGAGGUGUGGGGGAACGCGCUGCUGCGCCCCACUGUGGCCGCCUUCGUGCGCGCCCAGGCCGGCCGCCUGGCUCGCCUCGUCCCGGAGCCCGAUCGCCUGGCGGAGCAGCUGCCCUGGCUCAGCCUGGGCGCCCUCAAGUUCCGCGAGCGCGACGCCCUGGAGGCCGUUUUCCGCUUCUGGGCCGGAGGGGAGAAGGGGCCCGAGGCUUUCCCCAUGAGCCGCCUGUGGGACUCGAGGCUGCGCCACUACCUGGGCUCCCGGUACGACGCCCGGCGCGGUGUCAGCGACUGGGACCUGCACAUGAAGCUGCACGAUCGCGGGGCCCGAGUCAUCCACACCAGUGAGUUCCGGCGCUGGAGGGACACAGGAGUCGCCUUUGAACUCAGAGACUCCAGCGCUUAUCACGUGCCCAACCGGACCCUGGCGUCCGGUCGCCUCCUGAGCCACCGCGGGGAGCGCGUAGCAGCGCGCGGGUACUGGGGGGACAUCGUCACGGGGCCCUUCGUGGCCUUCGGCAUCGAAGCGGACGACGAGACCCUCCUGAGGACCAGCAACGGGCAGCCUAUCAAGACCGCGGGCGAGAUCACGCAGCACAACGUGACAGAGCUGUUCCGAGAGAUGGCCGCCUGGGGGCACCCGAGAGCCGCCCAGGGAGACCCCGCGCAGGUGCAAGGCGACGCGGAUGGAAGCCCGGAGCCUGCAGCCCCUGUCCCGGAAUCCUUCACUGUCCACUUCCUGUCCCUCGGUUCUGCCCAGACCCUCCACCACAAGAGCUGCUACAAGGGACGGUUCCAGCUUCUCUACGUGGCUUGUGGGAUGGUCCAUCUUCUCAGCCCUGAGCUCGGUGCCUGCUUGGCCCCCGGAGGACGCCUCAUUGUAGAAUUAGCCCAGUUCCUAGUGGACCUGCGGCAGGAGCAGCUGCAGGGGUUCUCCACCCGGGUCGGGGAGCUAGCACAGGCGGCUGGAUUCGCCCCACAGCCGGGGGCCAGGCGCUCGCAGACCUUCGCGCGCUUCUACAAGGCCGGAGACUCUGCUCCCAGCCACGAGGACCCAGCUGUGGGAUCUGGGACUCCGCCCCCUGAAGUCCUGGCUCCGCCCCUUGAGGCAACCAACCCUCCUCCCGAGGACCUGACCCAGCCCCUUGAAGGCGGGAUCCCACCCUCUUAACCCCUCAAACGGCCCUCAGGCUUCACUGUUGUAGGCUUUGGUUCCACCCACAGGGAGUCAGACCCCCAAACCAGAGAGUCUGACUGUACCUCCAGAGACCAACUCCCCAAUCCCUAACUUCUAAAGUCGGGUCCUAGAAUCAGAACGCGCCUCUAGAAUACUCAAUUAUACUCCCAGCAUUCUCACUCAGCGCCAGAGGUGUCGCUAGAAUUUCAGAUUCCGUUCCUGGGAUUCUAUAUUUUAUUCCUAGAAUUCUAGAUUGUUCUCUUGAGUUCUACAUUCCACUCCCAAGGCUCUAAAACCAGCCUGGAGAUCCGGCCGUGGGGCUCAGGCCCUCUGCGUGGUCCCCUCAUCCCCAGGCAUCCCAUUCCUAACUAGGGGCUGGGGGUGUCUCCUCUCACAGGCUGGUCAACACUAGGGUGGUCCAAGUAAAGAGAGCCAGAACCUCUUCUCCUUGUGUCCGUGUGUCUUUCCUGCCCUCAGUCUGUCUCCAGGGCUGGGAGAGGGGAGGGGCAGGAGUGUUCAAGAGAGGAGACUCGAGACCAGACUUCUGGGUUCCCAAGAGGGCUAGGGGUGAAUUUCUCCGUGCUGCCUGCUGAGAGCCUGGGCACCCCACACCUGGAUUCUCAAAUAAAUCAGCAAAAUUUAUGGAUUGGCUAACAGGUUUGGGGCACUGAAACUGACCAUAACAUGGUAAAAAAAAGUUCCAGCCCUCAAGGAGAAUUACAAUUUAGUGAGGGGGCGGGGCCUAGACUCCUGGGUCUGAGGGAGGAGGACGUUGGGGUCCGAACUCUUGUGUCAGAGGGAAGAGGGGCUGGGGGCCUGGACUCCUGUGUCAGAAGGAGGAGGGUUUGGGGGGCCUGGACACCCAUCGGGGUCUGAGGAUGGAGAGGUUGGGGGUCUGGACUCCUACGUGGGAAGAGGGAGGGGUUGGAUUCCCAGGCCGCCAAGAUGGAGGGGUGAUCCAGCUGGAGCAUGAGGGCCCGCCCCAGCCCUCACGCGCCCCGUUAUCUCGAAUCCUGGGCAGGGAGAGGAGGGGGCAGCAAUAUAUUUAGUCUCUGUCCUCGCCCUUUA